AUGGGUCACCGUCAAGCCCUGGUUCUAACAGUGAUGUCUUAUGAUCGUUAUGUGGCUAUUUGCAGACCACUGCAAUACCACAGCAUUGUGACUCCACGUGCUGUGUUAAAGUUGCUUGUAGUAGCCUGGACUUAUCCACUCUUCUGGGAUGGUUCAGUAAAUCUUCCAAUAGGUGUGCGUAAUGCAUUGGCUAUACAAUUUCUGAUUUUUCCUCCACUGUUGGACCCAUUGAUCUAUGGCCUCCAACUUCCACAGAUUCGAAAGGUACUACGUGGUCAAAGUUGUAAACACAAAAUGACAUGUCAUCUUAGAAGAAAUUGA
Messenger RNA from Sardina pilchardus (European sardine), 321 nucleotides. Its product is annotated as olfactory receptor 10AG1-like. The record is from RefSeq and is a predicted model, not a curated record. NCBI's taxonomy places the organism in Eukaryota, Metazoa, Chordata, Actinopteri, Clupeiformes, Clupeidae. Gene Ontology annotation, biological process: G protein-coupled receptor signaling pathway; detection of chemical stimulus involved in sensory perception of smell. Gene Ontology annotation, cellular component: membrane. Gene Ontology annotation, molecular function: G protein-coupled receptor activity; odorant binding; olfactory receptor activity. Bases 1 to 321 code for a protein of 106 amino acids. The transcript has 4 exons.